Desarmillaria tabescens is the source of this 693-nucleotide messenger RNA. RefSeq lists its product as uncharacterized. NCBI's taxonomy places the organism in Eukaryota, Fungi, Basidiomycota, Agaricomycetes, Agaricales, Physalacriaceae. The coding region runs from base 1 to 693 and encodes 230 amino acids. The record is from RefSeq and is a predicted model, not a curated record. The transcript has a single exon.
AUGGGCACGGCCGCGUACCCGCGUCAACUUAUCCGUAUCACAGUCGCAAUAACGCCCCCAGAACUGCUCUCUAUCCCCUCUUACGAGGGAGCUUAUACACACCCGCCUUCGCAGAACCACCGUUCCAAUACUUCUGCGUAUCCGGCACACAUUUCCUACCCUCAGCAUGGUUCUCUCUGGAAUUCGACUGGUGGUAACGACCAAGCUUCCCACCGUUCGUCCAUCACCAAUCCACCUCGUAACGGGUACGGUUUUAGCAACACUCUGGUUCCUUACAAUCUCACCGCUGUAGCAAGAAAUCGUCCUACGGCCUCCACCCGUCGACCUCAUAACGAACCCAAUAAUGCACCUCGGAACGAGCUUAGCAAUACUUUAGUUCCUGACAAUUCCACUGCCGGAGCGGCGAAUCGCGCUGCCUCCGAAACAAGGAACCCUACUCGUGUUCCGCAUAACCAAACUCAUGGCCAGUCCGUUCCUUACACUGUCCCACCACAGCCAUCUUCUUCGAAUGUUACUAGGCCUACACACCAAACACGUCACCGCAGGAAUCGCGUGUCUUCCAACGCGAGCUCCUUUUCCUCGUCUAGCUCUGACUCGUCUACCCGAGUCCGUACGCGGCCUUCACCACCACCAGCAUUAGAUACGACGAUUAUGCUUGACAUGACCGAACGAUACGUACCUUUCUAUGCAUGA